Penicillium antarcticum is the source of this 927-nucleotide messenger RNA. RefSeq names its product putative 3'-5' exonuclease (gene rex4). Gene Ontology annotation, biological process: rRNA processing; ribosomal large subunit assembly. The record is from RefSeq and is a predicted model, not a curated record. NCBI's taxonomy places the organism in Eukaryota, Fungi, Ascomycota, Eurotiomycetes, Eurotiales, Aspergillaceae. The coding region runs from base 1 to 927 and encodes 308 amino acids. The transcript is spliced from 2 exons. Gene Ontology annotation, cellular component: nucleus. Gene Ontology annotation, molecular function: 3'-5' exonuclease activity; nucleic acid binding.
AUGGACAAGACCAGUCUCUCCAGUAAUUGGAAGAAGCUGCAGGCGACGUUGAAGAAGGACCCACCUACUACCAAGCGCAAGUCUUCCGAUCGCGACGGAGAUGCUACCGUGAAGAAACGCAAGACAGAAAAGCCCAAGACCAAGACCACGACACGAGAGAAGCUACCACUCAAGCGCAAGAGAAUGUCCGAGAGAACAGAGUUGGCCACAGACUCCCACACUCCGGCCUCACCUACCCGGAGAAAGUCCAGCGCAGCAGCGCCCGUUGAGCCCAAGAUCAGUUCCCGUGCCGGAAAAGAGAAUGAAGGUCGUUCGCCGAACGCCGAACUAGGAAAAUACGUCGCCAUGGAUUGCGAAAUGGUAGGCGUCGGACCAAACCCAGACAACGACUCCGUACUGGCCCGCGUCAGUGUGGUCAACUUCAACGGCGACCAAGUAUACGAUUCAUACGUGCGGCCCAAGGAGAUGGUCACAGACUGGCGUACACAUGUCAGCGGAAUCGCACCAAAACACAUGAUCGAAGCCCGGACUUUUGAACACGUGCAGAAAGAAGUGGCAGAGAUCAUGAAAGACCGCAUCCUCGUUGGUCACGCUGUCAGCAAUGAUCUCGACGCUCUUCUGCUCAGUCACUCUAAGCGCGACAUUCGAGAUACGAGCAAGCAUGCACCGUAUCGGAAAAUUGCCGGCGGUGGAUCACCGCGUCUGAAGAUGUUGGCGGAGGAGUUCUUGGGAUUGAAGAUUCAGGAUGGAGCGCAUUCUAGUGUGGAGGAUGCUCGGGCUACGAUGGCUCUUUAUCGACGCGAGAAGGAUGCCUUUGAGCGGGAGCAUUUGAAGAAAUGGCCUGCUCGUAUGAUUGCAGAUAAUCGGGAGAAGGGAGAUGGCGAGAAGAAGAAAAAGAAGAAGAAGAAGACUACUCGCAAGCGGUGA